This is a messenger RNA of Serendipita indica DSM 11827, 1140 nucleotides long. Lineage: Eukaryota; Fungi; Basidiomycota; Agaricomycetes; Sebacinales; Serendipitaceae. The record is from the annotation of a GenBank genome assembly.
AUGGCUUCCGAAGAACUCAAGGACAUCCCAGAGAAUGAAAUCGAGAGCAACUGGGAUGAAGUAGUCGACAACUUUGAUAACAUGGGCCUCAAGCCAGAUCUCCUCCGUGGUAUCUACGCAUAUGGCUUUGAACGCCCUUCUGCAAUUCAGCAGCGUGCCAUCAUCCCAGUCGUCAAGGGUCACGAUGUGAUCGCCCAAGCACAAUCGGGAACCGGAAAGACUGCUACCUUCUCCAUCUCGAUUCUCCAACGCAUUAAUAUCAAUCCCGAGAACCAUCAGACUCAGGCGCUCAUUCUCGCACCCACCCGCGAGCUGGCCCAGCAAAUUCAAAAGGUCGUCAUCGCUUUGGGCGACUAUAUGAAGAUUGAUUGCAUGGCCUGCGUCGGUGGCACAAAUGUUCGUGAAGACAUGGAUAAACUCCGCGCAGGCGUUCACAUUGUGGUCGGCACGCCAGGACGAGUCUUUGAUAUGAUCAAUCGAGGUGCCCUGAAGACUCAAAGCGUCCAGAUCUUCUGUCUCGACGAGGCCGACGAGAUGCUUUCUCGUAGUCCUUUGUCAGCCACUAUGCCGGCCGACGUCCUCGAGGUGUCCAAGAAGUUUAUGAGAGACCCCGUCCGCAUCUUGGUCAAGCGUGACGAGCUCACGCUUGAAGGUAUCAAGCAAUUCUAUAUUGCUGUCGAAAAGGAAGAGUGGAAGCUCGACACCUUGUCCGAUCUCUACGAGACCGUCACCAUCACACAGGCAGUCAUCUUCUGCAACAGCAGACGCAAGGUCGAUUGGCUCACGGAGAAGCUGACCGCGCGCGAGUUUACGGUGUCUGCAAUGCACGGAGACAUGGAGCAAAAACAACGAGAACUCAUCAUGAAGGAAUUCCGAAGCGGCUCGUCCCGUGUGCUCAUCACGACCGAUUUGCUUGCACGCGGCAUCGACGUGCAACAAGUUUCACUCGUCAUCAACUACGAUCUGCCUAAUAACCGCGAAAACUACAUUCAUCGUAUCGGCCGUGGCGGUCGAUUCGGUAGAAAGGGUGUCGCGAUCAACUUUGCUACGAAUGAUGAUGUGCGUAUGCUCCGCGACAUUGAGCAAUUCUAUAACACCCAAAUCGAGGAGAUGCCGAUGAACGUCGCCGACCUGAUCUAA